ACUAGGAACGCCACCCGGCACGGCUCACCAACCUCAACGACGGCCAUUGAAUAGCCGCAUCUGCAACUAGAAAACAACUCUCGUGUAAUGACUUAUUGCGCGACAACGAAGCAAACAUGAGUCAAUGCGGGAGGAGCAUAUCGCGUCAGCUCUGCCAGCACUGCCAGCGGCCGCUUAGGAGCGUGCCUCGCCAGUGGUACUCAACGUCAACUGGUGCAAAGACAUCUGGCUCACAUUCGGCCAGUACACAUGCGAAAGAGGACCCUAAAGCCUCCGAAAAAGACCAAUCUACGAAGAAGAUACAUACCAAAGAUGACAAAGCCGAAGAGCUCGGCCCCAUGGCGCGACGGCUACAGGAAGCCACUGAAGAAGCCCUUCUGACAGGCGGGCGGGCUGGUCGUCAAGCCGUCGAAGACGCCGGCUUCUCUAAAGACCUCAAAGAGAAGCUGCUAAGCAAGAUUGCCGAUGCCAAGUUCCAGAACGAAUACUCAAGCGCCUUUUCGCAGGCGGGCAUCUCGUCGACGGGCACACCCAACCCCGUUGGCUCCUUUGGCGAUGCUGCCCCAUGGACCGGACAAGAAAGCACGCCCGACGCAGUGCGGCGCAUGCUAGAAGACUCCAAGAAGCAGCUCAGCCCAGAACUCCGUCGCAAGUACCAGCCCGGGCCUAUUGACCCGCGAAUAAAGCGCACGCCUGCCGUCUCCGCCGGUCAACGCCUGUCGGCAGCACGAGACAAGGCGACAGUGUACAGCAGCAACAACAGCGGUCUAAGCGAUGCCGAAAGGGAAGAAAUGAAGCGCGAGUUCCGCGAGCGCUUCGAGCCCGCGGCCCGCGCUGUGCCCGCGACGCUGUCUGGCCUAGCAGCGCUAGCCAACGAGCGGAUUGAAAAUGCCAUUGCGCGGGGCCAGUUCAAGAAUAUCCCGCGGGGCACGGGCGUGGAGCGGGACACGCGGGCAGAUAACCCGUUUAUCGACACGACGGAGUACCUCAUGAACAAGAUGAUUAAGCAGCAGGAUCUGGUGCCGCCGUGGAUCGAGAAGCAGCAGGAUCUUGUUCGGGAGACGACGGCGUUCCGGAACCAGCUGCGGACCGCCUGGCUGCGGCAUGCGGCGCGGAUGCUGGCGGCCAAGGGCGGAUCGCUGGAGGACCAGGUUGCACGGGCGGAUGCGUAUGCUGCAGCAGAGAAGGCGCAUAGUCCGACGGCGGCAGCUACGUCGCGGCUGUUUAGGGAUCCGGCGUGGGAGGCGGCCGAGAGCAAGUAUCUGACGCUGGCGGUGGAGCGGCUCAACAGCAUGACGCGCAGCUAUAACCUGAUGGCGCCGGAGCUGGCGAAGAAGCCGUAUUAUUCGGUGGAUAGGGAGCUGCAGCGGUGCUAUGCGGCGGUGGCGCCUCUCGUUGGGCGGGAAAUUCGGGAUCGCGCGCUGAAGCUGCCGGGGUCGAACGUCAGGGGAAUGACAAAGGCUGCGGGCGUGCUGGAGAAGCUGGGAGGAGGCGGAGGAGGAGGAGAUGCGGUAGCGGUGCAUGUGGAGGGGGACGAGAAGGCGUAUGGGAUGCGGGAGUUUUGGCGAGACCUUUGGGUCAAGAAGUAGGAGCCAGAACCAGAGCUACUGGUGGUAGUGGUGGUGGUGGGUGAUACUGAUGAUGCGGCAUUGAUUCAUAGCGAUUUGUCUAUAUCAUGGGGCAUUUGUGCAUCAUUCGAGUUCAGCAUGUAUGUUAUAUUGGUGGUUUGGUGGUGUCUUUUACCUGUCCUAUUAGCGUCGAUCUUGCACACCAUACAUAGAUUUCACUUCACAUUUGUCCAUCAUGUCAUUGCUCUGUGGUCAGG
Molecule: messenger RNA, 1825 nt
Organism: [Torrubiella] hemipterigena
Lineage: Eukaryota; Fungi; Ascomycota; Sordariomycetes; Hypocreales; Clavicipitaceae
Source: the annotation of a GenBank genome assembly